Messenger RNA from Paramecium sonneborni, 432 nucleotides. The record is from the annotation of a GenBank genome assembly. Lineage: Eukaryota; Ciliophora; Oligohymenophorea; Peniculida; Parameciidae.
AAAUAUGAAUUACGAGACCCCUCAUACUCAAAAAAUGUUUACCCUGUUUUAAUCUCCUGCAUAAGUAGAUCUCUCUUACUACCUUUCCAUAGAUGCAAAGUCCUUAUUAAUAGCUAUUUCUAUUACAAAAUAGAGUUCCUGUAGAUAACCAACCAUAAUAGCCAAUCUAAAAAAUUAAGAAAUAACUUUCUAUUCCUAAACCUCCUACCCAAGUUAAAAAUAAACUACCUUCAAAAAUUAAUUAUUAAGGAUCUCAAAAAACUAUCCUUAAAAAUUAAUCUCCCAUUCAAACUUAUCAUACCAUGAUUGAUCUUAUCAGAUAAAAUUAGGAUUUAAAAAACGAAUUACUUGAAAUUGAAAAAGAUAUACAAAAUUAUAAAGUAUAUAUUAAUAUUCAUUUAGAGUCUGAUAGAUAUUCGAAUCAAGAAAUGA